AUGUUUGAGAGGACAAUUAAGGGGGAGUGUGGCCUGGUGGUCGGUCUGAUGAGAAACGGCAAAUUGCUGUCGGAGUCGCCUCCCCAGGAACUUAUCGACUAUUAUCAGAUGCCGACACUUGAAGAUGUGUUCCUUAAGCUCUGCAUGCAAGACAGCGCGAAGACUGGCGACAGCGAUGAACAAAUGCAAUCUACUGAAGUUGUGGUCCAUAGCAGCAGCAGUCAAUCGGUCAACUCUCUCCAGGGUUGCCAUGACGACGAUGUGGCCUUCUCCUCGGAUUCGGCCCUAUUGAUUGACGAGGACAGGAAAGGUCACGAAUCUACCUCUUCAAAUCUACACUGCUCAGACUUUCUUCUAAGCCCCGCCCAUCUGUGGGCGUUGAUGGUCAAGAACAUCAUCCGUAUCAUGAGGAAUCCUGGGAUUAUAUUCUUCUCAGUCAUCAUUCCCAUCCUCCAGACAUCGCUGUUCUGUCUUGCCGUCGGCAAUGACCCACGGGAUCUGCCUGUUGCUGUGGUGAACCUGGAGAAACCGCCAUUGUUCAGCCAUCUCUACCUCCAGCAGAUAGACAACUACACAGUCCAUCAGGUACCUGUGGCUAGCGUGGGUCUAGGGAAGGCAGGAGUCAGGAGAGGGGAGUACUGGGGUGUGAUUGAGAUGGGUCCGGACUUCACUAAGGAUCUCAUCGUAAGGUUCACUAAACCCAGUGCAAUUAAUAACACGAUCAUCCAGGGCAGUUCAGUCCACGUGUAUCUCGACAUGACAAAUUCCCAGAUUGCUAUUUCGUUACAGCAAAAACUACUGGAAGCAUUUCAGAAGUUAACUGCAGAGGUUCUGCCCAACCCUGAGGUUGCUGAGAUUCCAGUUGUGUUUGAGGAUCCCAUCUAUGGCAGCAAGAUGACCAAAUUUGUUGACUUUGCCGCGCCCGGCAUAAUACUGACAAUCAUCUUCUUCCUGGCCAUGGGUGUAACGGCGUUGUCUUUGGUGACAGAGAGGAAAGAAGGUCUGCUGGACCGGAGCUGGGUGGCUGGUGUAAGUUCUACCGAAGUGAUGCUUUCCCACGUCCUCGUCACGGGUCUUCUGACCAUCAUGCAAAUUGUACUCGUCCUUGUCUUUGUCUUAGCAGUCUUCAAGAUCCCAAAUGAAGGCAGCCUGUUGCUGAUCACAUUACUCUGCAUCCUGCAAGGUUUCUGCGGCCAGGCUUUCGGUCUCUUCGCGUCCUCCGUCUGUAGCACCGAGAUCACUGUCAUGCAGUUCACCCAGGGAUUUUUCUAUCCCAUCAUCCUUAUGAGUGGUAUCAUUUGGCCCAUACAGUCCAUGCCGGAUGUCUUGUACUACAUCAGUAUUUGCCUGCCACAAACCUACGCCAACGAGGGCCUCAGGGACAUCCUCAGCAAAGGAUGGGGCAUGGAGCAUGUUGAGGUCUGGCUGGGCUACGUCAUCACCCUGGCUUGGGCCAUAUUCUUCCUCUCCAUGUCGGCGUUGUUCCUACGCAUCAGAAAGUAGAUCCCAUUUUUUUCCUUCUUCUGUCACUUGCUUCAUGGUCAUCAUCGCAACUGCUUCCAUCGACCGCAGAACAGACACCAGCUUGUUUCAUCAUGGAAUCACCAGGUCAUCGCCACAUUAUCACACGGCUUGAGGAAACUGCAGAAUGGUUCAAAAACCUUGUCAUCAUUGCUUAUUGCUUUACAUAUCAGUAUAUAUUCAUCAGAAUUAGGCAAGGGGCCGAUUUCACGAAACUUGUCUUGUCUUGCGACUCAUCUUAGGACUUAAGACGAGUCCCCACUGUAAGAUCGACCUAAGCUAAGAUGCGGUUUAAGACCGAUUUCACUAAACACAUCUUAACAAGACGCAUCAAAACUACCAAUUCUAUGGCUCUUUCAUGUUUGGUUUUACCACUGGACGUAAAAGUCAUUGACAAGAAACAUGCAAAACCAAUUUCCCGCAGGUGUGCGCGCAUAGAGCACAAACUUUAGCCAGAAAAAUUACUGUACUCAAUAAAUUUCAAACGCAAGGUAGUUCGACACAAGAUGCAAUGGAGUCAUUCCUGCUCCCCGUUUCAUCACUUUAUUUUAAAAAGUCUACUAGUUGUUGGCAUAUAGUUAAAUUUUGUAAAUUAGUUAUUUUCACUAAACCUACCCACAUAUCAGAAAUCUUUUCGAAUCUGUUUCUACAGCGGUUUUCUUCCUCGAAGCUGUUACUCUAGGCCAACAUUCGUCAUUAAAGAGAAGAUAUUGCAAUGAUUUCUGGACGACUAAUAAGUUAGGACGAGUUCAGCCGCGUUGCUAAGGAAGUUAGGACGUGUUGAACGUGUCUUAAGUUUGGUGAAAUCCAUCCUAGGACGAUUUGUGAGUUGAGACGAUCGAGUUACCCUUCUUAAGACGCGUCUUGGCGUUUCGUGAAAUCGGCCCCAGGUCACGCUAGUCAUUUUUCAAAGGCAACUGUCAGGAAACCAAGUGCACUGCAUGCGCUAUAGACAAUUCCAGGCACACUGUCAAUUCCAGCACGAAGGCCCCCUUCAAUGGCGAAAGCAUUGUGCUAGCUAUUGUUCAGAUAAUCCAUCACGGGGCAGUUGCUGUG
This is a messenger RNA of Patiria miniata (bat star), 2577 nucleotides long. Its product is annotated as ABC transporter G family member 20-like. The coding region runs from base 1 to 1503 and encodes 500 amino acids. The transcript is spliced from 16 exons. Lineage: Eukaryota; Metazoa; Echinodermata; Asteroidea; Valvatida; Asterinidae. Gene Ontology annotation, cellular component: plasma membrane. The record is from RefSeq and is a predicted model, not a curated record. Gene Ontology annotation, biological process: transmembrane transport. Gene Ontology annotation, molecular function: ABC-type transporter activity.